This is a messenger RNA of Drosophila hydei, 1700 nucleotides long. RefSeq names its product protein YIF1B-A (gene Yif1). Gene Ontology annotation, cellular component: COPII-coated ER to Golgi transport vesicle; endoplasmic reticulum-Golgi intermediate compartment; endoplasmic reticulum membrane. Lineage: Eukaryota; Metazoa; Arthropoda; Insecta; Diptera; Drosophilidae. Gene Ontology annotation, biological process: endoplasmic reticulum to Golgi vesicle-mediated transport. The record is from RefSeq and is a predicted model, not a curated record. Bases 132 to 1367 code for a protein of 411 amino acids. The transcript has 4 exons.
GUCGUGUACUUAUCGAAUUUCAUCCGAGUGGUGAUGUGUAAUAACCACAGUUUUGGUGAUAUUUCAAAUAAAAACAGAGCUAAUUAAGCAACAAAACAGCAUAGCAAAGGACAGGAAGCAAUAUACACAACAUGAACUAUAAUCCAAAUGCGGGUAUGCGGAAUCGUAAGUGGGAAAACUCUCAAGGUGGAGGACGCGCUCGUCCCAUUAAACGAGUAAGCGAUUUGAAUGCAAUGGGCCCAACGGCUCCGUUGCCCAGUGGCUCUGCCUUCAUGACGCCAACGGCAGCACCCACCAUGUUCGAUCCCACGAUGUACGGCGGCCCGGCUCCACAGCAGGUCAAUAGCUAUGGGUACAAUGCGGCACCAACAGCUCCGGCACCGGUACAGCAACAACAAGUACCCCAACAGCAAAGCUAUGGAUAUCCACCGGGACAACAACCAAUGAAUAAUGUACCAUCUGGACAGCCAUCCUAUGGCAUGGGUGGACCCCAGACGCAAGUGCUUGGAGCUGCUCCCGGUGCUGCACCUGGAGGCCAAUAUCCACAGUUUACCAUGUUCCAACAGCCCAUCGUGCAGGACAUGGCCAUGCAGUACGGCCAACGACUGGCCGAUCAAGGCAAACAGCUUGUGGAGAAUCAAUUUGAGAAAUGGGUGCCCGUCGCGAAGUUGAAGUACUAUUUUGCAGUUGAUAAUGCCUAUGUGGGGCGCAAGCUGCGCUUGCUUUUCUUUCCUUAUGUACACAAGGAUUGGUCAUUAAAAUACGACCAGGAACACCCUGUGCAGCCACGCUAUGAUAUAAAUGCACCAGAUCUUUAUUUGCCAACGAUGGGCUACAUUACAUAUGUAAUUGUUGCCGGGCUAUUGUUGGGCAUGCAGAAUCGAUUUUCGCCCGAACAACUAGGCAUACAGGCAUCUAGUGCGAUGGCUUAUAGCAUUUUCGAACUGGUCAUCUACUCCAUCUCGCUGUACGUGAUGAAUGUGAAGACGAGCCUUAAGACUUUGGAUUUACUGGCAUUUACGGGCUAUAAAUAUGUAAAUAUUGUCGUCUGCCUACUGAUGAGCACGCUCUUCUUUCGCUCCGGUUACUAUAUAGCACUGGCAUAUACCAGCUUCGCCUUUGGCUUCUUUCUGCUGCGGACACUGCGAACAAAGCUGUUGCAGGACAACACGCCAACUGCGCCCAGCGGUGCCAUCAACUAUGAUCCGUAUGGCAAUCCGCAACAAUUCGAUUACAGCGGCGGGCGCAAGAGGAAGUUAUACUUCCUAUUCAUUGUAGUUGCUGGCCAGAUAUUGUUCGCGUUUCUGCUCUCGAAGCAUUUGUAUUUGCCCGGUGUGGAUCCAUUGGCAACGCUUAAGGCGCUAUAAAAAUCUUUAGUAAAAUUUUUGAAACUCAUUUAAUUUAUUGGGCCAACGGAAAUCAGACGCACACAUACACACACAUGUGUGCCGAGUGUAUUGGGUGUGUGUGCGUAGUACACACGCUCUCAAAAUUGAUGUGGUAAAAUGUUUUCACAACGCCAAUGAUAAAAUCAUUUCCAAAAUGUUAAAAUCUUAGUAGCAUAUGUGGUUAGAAAUACGUUACUUAAGCUUCAAGAAACAUCUGAUUGAGAUUUGCAAUAGGUGAUGCAUAUACAUAUUUUUGUUAUUAACAAAAUUAACACAUUUUAUACCUAAAUAAACAGUGCUUGAUAAAUGGGA